Lolium perenne is the source of this 1302-nucleotide messenger RNA. RefSeq lists its product as uncharacterized. Lineage: Eukaryota; Viridiplantae; Streptophyta; Magnoliopsida; Poales; Poaceae. The record is from RefSeq and is a predicted model, not a curated record. Gene Ontology annotation, molecular function: acyltransferase activity, transferring groups other than amino-acyl groups.
GCCAAAAUGACGGCCCCGCCGGCGCAUCUCCACGUCGAAUCCAUACAGACCGCGAUCCCGAUACGCAUCGCGGUGGAGCGAGGCCGGACGCUUCCCAUCGCUGUGUCCGGAACGCCGCCGAUCACCGCUGAGGAGCUGCAGCGCCGGUUCCGCGUGGUGCUCUACUACCGCGACGCGGACGGCGAUCACCGGCCGGACGACGAGGCGAGGGCGCGGCUCGAGCAGGCUACGUGGGUGCAGGAGGCGCUGAGCGCGGCGCUGUCCGACGAGCCGAAGAUGGCUGGGCGACUGCGGCGGCGCUCCCGCGGUGAUGGCCCGUGGGAGGUGAAGCUGAACGACUCGGGCUUGCGGCUGCUCACGGCGUCGGCGGACACGACCAUGGCAGCGUUCCUGGAGGCCGGUGACCGGGAGAGCAAGGAGGCGGCGCUGGCGCUGUGGACCGACGUGGACACGCAGGACCCCGAGAUGUGUGCGCCUUUCUUCAUGCAGGUAGUAACGUAUAGACAUGGAAUUCAGAAUUCCCCUUCGUGCUUUUUCUGUUCCGUGCUCCCUUUUGAAAAUUUUGAGGUGCAGUUGACAUGGUUCAGCGACGGCGGCUACGCCAUCGGCGCGUGCUGCAGCCUGCUCCACGCCGACCCGCUGUCUCUGAUCAACUUCCUCAAGACGUGGGCUCGAGCGCACGCCCAAGUGCAGCAGCAGAGCAAGCUCGUCCUCAACCCGGUGAUCCGGUACACGCGCUAUUUCCGCAGCCCGCGCGCCGCCACCAAGCGCCUCAGGUCCUUUCCCCUCGUCCCCACGGCCGACGGCGCCACCACGACGACAACCGUGCUCUUCAGGAUCGUCGGCGAUGAUGCGCCGGCAGACCGCGGCGCGCUCGCCGAUGCGUGCGUCGCCCAGGCCAGCGAGAAGCUGGGGCUCGAGAGGCCGGCGCGGUUCACGGUUCUCGCCGGCGACGGCUUGGGAGGGCUGAACGUCGUGCGCGCGUGCAAACCGGGAGGCGACGGUGAGACCACGCCGCAGUGUCACGUCCAGGCGCUUCGAGUCGCAUGCUGGAACGAGGCCGGUCUCGAGGAGGUCGUGCUGGAUGGGUGCAAGCCCCUGCACGUCUCGUGCGGUAUCGUCUCGCCUUGCGCCGACGAGGGGCUUCUCGUUGUGAUGCCGGCAGCGGCAGGGUGUGCCGAGUUCUUCAUCAGUGCAACUGUUCCGAGCUAGGAAGCAUAGCAAAGCUGGGAUGUGAGAUAUCUGGUUUACAUGCGAAAAUACGUAUUGGCUCCUAGGUACUCAUGAACCAUGAACCCGAGU